Mercenaria mercenaria is the source of this 4789-nucleotide messenger RNA. RefSeq names its product leucine-rich repeat, immunoglobulin-like domain and transmembrane domain-containing protein 1. Gene Ontology annotation, molecular function: protein binding. The transcript is spliced from 3 exons. The record is from RefSeq and is a predicted model, not a curated record. Bases 291 to 1544 code for a protein of 417 amino acids. Lineage: Eukaryota; Metazoa; Mollusca; Bivalvia; Venerida; Veneridae.
UCUGUAUUAUUUUUGUUUCAGGAAAGAAGAAUAAAUAAGUGCAUUGCCAUGCAGAGAUAUUCAAUUCUUGCAAACUGCUGUGUAAGAUUUCAGUUCAGAGUUUAGGCUUGCCUCUCCAAGCUAUGUUGGUGCUGCAAACUAAACCUUUGAUAUGGAGACAUAACCACAUUCCUGAUUAAACUAACUCAACAUCCCCAGAAAAAAGAAGACUACUGUUCUGGUUUCUUCCCGGAGAGAAGCCUACAGCAGCACAGGGAAGCCUACAGUUCCUGUUGCCCCUAGCAGAGAGGAUGGCCAGAUUGUCAUUUUUAACUCCAAGUCUUGUGUUCGCAGCUGUUACCAUGGCAAUAGAUCCUGACAUAAAGACAACUGAUAACAAUGGCGUCUCAGCAGAAUCUCCAAAAGAUGGAGAUUCUAUUUGUAAUCUUUAUACUGUGGAGAAAAAAGUAAUUCUUAAUUGUUCAGGAGUGACUGUUCAGGAGGAACCACUUGAAAAUCUUGACCAGAAUGUUAAUGUUUUGGAUAUUAGCUACAUAGGAUUAACAAGAUUAUCCGUAUUUUCUAAAGAACAUAAAUUAAAAAAUUUGUUGGUUUUGAAUGCAAGUCAUAACAGUAUAAACCAUUUUGAAGAAGACUCGUUUAGAAUGUUUCCAAAUUUAGAGAAAUUAGAUUUGUCCUUUAACAGUAUCGAAAAAUUACCAAAUGAUGUUUUUAUGUCAAUGUCAGAUCUUAGAUUUCUUGAUCUCUCAAAUAACAAGCUUAUAUCAUUGCCAAAUAAAUUGCCAAUGACGGAAUGGUUUGAUGUUUCAAACAACCGGAUUUCAAGCAUUCCUGAAACAUAUUCUUCCGUGUUGUAUCCUCAAACUGUAUUCUUGUUGGGAAAAAAUCCAUUCAGAUGUACAUGUGAUCUGUUAUGGCUGAAAGAUUUACUGAGUACCAGAAAGUACCUGCUUAAUUUUGUGAUUAAUUUAGAUCCCAAGAAGUUUAUUCCAGUUUGUACUUCACCAGAACAUCUUGCUGGUAAGCCAUGGGAUACGGUGGAAGAUUCAGAAUUUAAAUGCAUUGGAUUGGAUGAGAAUUCUUUCGAUUCAGCCAAUGAAAAAGCAUCUAACAAAAUACAGGAGGAAGUGAAAGUUACAGUCUCAGAGAUUGGUCCAAACUGGGUAAUCUUGAAAUGGAAUGGAAAUUCAGAUGACAUUGGAAAAGUGAUAGAAAUUAAAUACCAUAAAUUUGGAGAAAACAAUGACAAAAAACAAGUGAUCUUGCCACUAUCAGCAUCAGGCUAUAGACUUAGGAAUUUAGAAGUUGAUGCACCAUAUGUUAUAUGUUCAACUGUAAUGCUUGGAGCAGAUUCGUAUUCACCUGGAUGUGAAGAAAUAGUUACUGCCAAGGGUCCAGAUAAAAAUUUAUUUUCUUACAUGUAUGAAUUUGUGAUAAGACUGUUUAUUGACUAUUCAAAUCACCUAAUUGUUUUAUUAAUUUUAUUUAUUACAACACUGUAUAUUAUUCAAAGAAAAGAAGUGAAUAAAAAAGAUAAAAUGUGAGGUACACUUGGUUGAAAAUAUCAUGUAUUAUUAUUAAGGCUUUACUUGCACUAAGGACUCAUUGCUGGUGAUGUAGAUGAUUGAUAUGCAGGUGGCUAAUUAACUAAGGAUCACUAAGUGAUCAUGUAUUCCAUUUUGAUUUUGAAGUCUUUGGAUAAAGCCUCUCAAGAUACUGAUCAGAAAAGAGUUUAACCAGGACCUUUAAAUGUACAGUCUCCAUAAUUACAGCUGCUUAAGUUUAUGACUGCACGAUGCAUAUAGCUUCUAGAUCACAAUAAUCUUUAUGUUCACAUACUGUUGGGGGAAUAUUCGCGAUGAUUUUGAUUUCACAAUAUUUGUUAUUUAUUGCAGCCCACACAAUCUUCGUUCAACUGAUGAAAAAUUUAAGCAAUUUAGAAAUAUACUGCGAUAAAAAGGAAACUGACAUUCAAAAAUAUCCUGGUACCUAUACUGGUUGAGUGGCCAGAUUGGUGUUUGAAACUCAAUAAAAAUACAUGCAGGCUAGAUCUCUUUCAUAGUAUAUUAAUUAAAAGUUAAAAUGGCACAACAUCAAAUGUUGUUGAAAUAUUAUUAUAAUGAAUGAUCAACAACUCAGAAUGCAAAAUCUCAUAUUUUAAUUCAUUUGAAAUUCUGCUGUUGCCAUGGCAACUGAUUGAUUUUCUUUAUGGAAACACGGAAAUCUCUUAUAACAAUUACAUCAGAACAUAUAAUAAACAUUCACAUAUGCUAAGAUAUAACCCUAGGCAACGCCUAUAAUUUGAGGCAAAAACAAAUAUGGUUGCCAUGGAAACGGAGAUAAAAAUGAGAAUAUUUGCUAUGUCUGUUUUUUAUGGAAUAAAACCAAGUUAGGUCUUUUUUUUAGGAAAUAACAUAUGUUAUUUGUUUGUGAAGAUCAUUAUUCAUAAGUAAUACAAUAUAUUUCUGUUGCUAUGGUUACAAUGGAGUUACAGUUACGCUUCAAUGAGACAACAAUGACGUUUUUGCUAAGUUAUUGUAGAACACUUUCAGCAUUUACCAUUACAUGUAAAAAUAAAAAAAAAUGCAUCACUGAAAAGUGUUCUUCAAACAAUGUUUUUUUUUCAAGACAUAAUAUAGAACAACAGAAAAAUGUUUUCAUGGUUACACAGUUAAUUCCGUAAACAUAAUACUACAUAAUCUCAUUUAACACACAGUAAUAGUUCAAGAAAACUGCCUUAUUAAAUGUCUUGAUCAUAUUAAAAGAGUUAGAUGAUACUAACGGCAAUAAUAUAUAUUUAGGCAUACAAAAACUAAAUUGUUUCCACAAUAAUUCAAUAUAAUAAUGUUUUACAAAUUAUACAUAUAUUGUGAUUUCAGACAUGUUAAAUUAAUUGUUCAUGAAAAGGAAAAAUGAACAUGAUACUGCUGACAGAAAUGAUUACAUGCAGUUUGAAUACAGCAGAAAAUAUUCUUAGAUCUAUAUAAUCCAACUGUCAUAAUGAAAAAAAUGUACAUUACUACCAUUAUAUGUAACAAUUAUUGUUGAAAAAUCUUCCAGUGUUUUAGAGGAAUUUCACAUUUAUACUGUGUUCAGCCUUACAUGUAUAUAGUGUGUCAACAUUUAACAAAUGCAUAGUACUGUUGACACCAUAAAGUUGUUAAUUCAAUGUUUACGUAAACUAUAUGUAACAUUUGUUCUUUUUCAAAUAUGUGACAGAGCAUGAGAUUUUGGGUCCAAAUGCAAGUUUGGUCAAAAAUGGGGUUUUGGGCUUAUCUGACAGACUGACCCGUUCUGAGUAAAAAUAUUCAAUUUGACAACAAAAAUCAGUUGUUGUCAUGGAGAUAUUACCACUUUUCGGACACCAUGUUUUUGUCUAACUGUAUCAAAAUUGAGGCAGUAUAUCUUAAUAAUGACACCAUAUUUAAAUAAUAUCAAGAUAAAAUACAUGAUAAAAUAACAAAAGCAACAUGCAAUUAAUGGAAUGUGUUUCUUUUUGUCUCUUUCUUUCAUGUAGUAUAAAAAUAUUUAUGUUCUAAAAAUCGUUUCUAUAGCAACACUGUUGUUUAACCUCUUUUUUAACAGUCUCUUGAUGAAUCUAGCAAUAAAUUACAUAGAAUGUGAAAUAAAUACACAAUUUACUUUUUCUAGUGUGCUAACAGUUUACAGACAACUGUUUUAUGACAUUCUUUUGAACAAGAUACAGAAUUUAUUUGAUAUCAAAUUAGACAACAUCCCAAAAACUAGGACAUUAAUCUUAUUAUUAUAGACACCUUAUUUAUUAAACAGUAAGAAAGAAAAUCCGGCAAGAAGAUAUAAUUAUUAGAUUGUUAUUAUCAUCCGUGAGUUUGCUAAAAUUUCAAAAGACUUAGAUAUACUGAUAAGUGAAUCAUUACCAUGGCAACGAUGUGGUAUUUUCUUACAAAAAUACUAACAUUACCAUGGCAACAAUGUGGUAUUUUCUUACAAAAAUACUAACAUUUUUUGCAAUUUUUUUGUAAUAAAUUAAAUAUUGGAAGUGUUAUUCCAUAUAUUUACAUCAAAAGCUGUCUGUUUUCUUAUUUAAAAGUAAGAGAGUAGACGUCAUUCCGUGAAAAUUAAUGUAAUAUGGUUUGAGAAAUACAUAAUAUUCAGAUACACCUCUCUCAGUUACAACGAUUGCCAUUUUAAGGCAGGCUUGUGUAAUAACAUAGUGCUUUGUUGGUGCAAUUAUUACAUAUGAAGAUAUAUUCACUAACAUAAUACAGCUUAACAUAAUAACAUAUAAACAAGAAAGAUGUUGUUUACAUAUGAUGAUAUCCAAAAUAAUUUAAAAGUUAAAUUAAUGUUACCAUGGCAACAAUGCACUAUUUUUCUUAAAAUAGUAGUUUUUUGUAAAUUUUCCAGAAAGAAUCAGAACAUUCAUUUAGCAUCUGUUCAGUACACAUUUGUUUUACACCACAAAUGCUCAGUUAUGAUCAUUUAUAAAAAACAAACAUCAUUUUAUGUAAUAUAACUUGUCUUUCAGAACUACAUAUUUUCCUGAUAUGCCUACCUGCAUUACAGCUCUGCCAUUGUGUUAUGACAUGUUUUGUUGAUGGUUACACAUAAAAGAUAUUUUCUUGCAGAACAUAGUCUGAUUAGCAGAAUAUAAACAAGACACAUGCUCUCUACAUAAUCAAACAAAUCUAAAUUUAAGUCAAAUUUGUGUUACCAUGGCAACUCACAAUGAUUUGCAAAAAAAUAGCUAUUUCUGCAAAGGUCAUGUCAUGUAAAAAUAUCUUUUAACACAUAACCAUGGAUUAACAUG